UCUCCCUCCAAUUCCUCAACUCCGUCUUCCACCCCCAACCCACCGCCCCGCACCGACAAUUCCGUCACCAGCGAUGUACUCUUCGCUCCACGCCGCCGACUCCGACUCCGACGACUCCCUCCUCUCCGACGUAUCCGCCUCCCCGACUCGCCGGUGCUCACCAUCACCUCGCCCGGCACCGCCCAAGCACCGUCCCACGCCAGAUCCCACAUCAAAACCCAAACGCAAGCCCAAACCCAAGCCCAAGCCCGUACCCUGUUCUACCUCCGCCCCCGUCUCCGCCUCCGCCUCCGCCUCCGCGCCUCCGAUUCGCGCCGCCGCCCUCUCCGACCCGCACGGCCUCGCGGCGCGCAUCGCCCCGGGGUCAGCGCUCACCUCCAACGCCAGCACAGUCUCCUUCUCCUCCUUCCGCCGCCUCGUCCAGUCUCGCAACCUCUCAUUCGAACCAGCCGCCGCAUUCACGAACCCCGCCCCCGCGCCCGAGCUCGAGCCUGAGCCUGAGCCCGAGCCCGCGGAGAUACCAAGCGCCGAGCCGUCCCCGUCCCCGGCAGCCACCCACCCGCCGCCGCAGCUCAGGCCCAAGCGGGUGCAUCCCAACUCGGUUUCGGAGGUCCCUGCGGCCGCGGUUGAGCAGCCGAAGCGACCGAGAGGGGACCCCGCCGGCAACUUCGUUCGGCUCAACAUCAAUGGGUACGGCCGGAAGAAGUCGUUCAAGUCGCAGGCCAGGCGCCCGACGAAAUACCGCUCCUGGAAGCGGCAGCAGCCCGGCGGUGGAAAGCCCCGGGCAGGUGCCGACGAGGAAGGGGAUUUCGUAGCGGAGGCGCUCCUCGAGCGGGAGAAGAAUGCGGCGGCAGGUGAUGACGGUGUUCUCAAGAUUGUCGAGGUAGCCAGAGAGGACCCGUCCGAGCAGAAUCUCGAGAGCUUGCUCAGGAAGGUGUUUGGUUAUGAUUCGUUCCGCGAGGGUCAGCUUGAGGCCAUCCAGAAUGUUGUUGCAGGGGAGUCGACGGUGCUUGUGCUGCCCACCGGCGCGGGCAAGUCACUGUGCUAUCAGUUGCCUGCUAUGAUUUUGCCUGGAUUAACACUGGUGGUGAGCCCAUUGCUUUCCUUGAUGGUUGAUCAAUUGAGGAAGCUCCCUGCAUUUCUCCCAGGAGGCCUUCUUGCGAGUAGUCAGACGAGUGAUGAGUUUCAUGGAACAUUACGGCUGUUGCGUGCAGGGGAAAUAAAGGUUCUUUUUGUUUCCCCUGAGAGAUUCUUGAAUGAAGAAUUUCUGCAGAUAUUCAGGGACACACUCCCAAUAUCUCUUGUGGUCAUUGAUGAAGCCCAUUGCAUUUCUGAAUGGUCUCAUAAUUUUAGACCUUCGUAUCUAAGGCUUCGAGCAUCACUACUUCGGAGAAAGCUUAAUAUUCAAUGUAUUCUUGCAAUGACUGCAACUGCAACAACUCAAACCUUGCAGGAGAUAGUUAAUGCCUUAGAAAUUCCAUCUGGUAAUCUCAUCCAGACAUCUCAAAUUAGGGAAAAUCUAAAGCUGUCUAUCAGCAUGAGUAAUAACAGGCUGAAGGAUUUAAUGUUGCUAUUAAAGUCUUCCCCUUUUGUCAAUAUGAGAAGUAUUAUUGUCUAUUGCAAAUUUCAGACAGAAACGGAUUAUGUUUGUAAGCACUUGUGUGAUAACAACAUUAAUGCCAAGAGCUACCAUAGUGGACUUUUGAUGAAAAAGAGGAGCCGGGUACAGGAGCUGUUCUGCUCUAACAAAAUAAGAGUGGUAUAUGCUUCCUCGGUAUUUCUAUUUUAUAAGUUGUAUUACGUAGGCCAGGUGUCUAACUUUGUUUUUUCCGCCUUGAGGAAGGUUGUUGCAACUGUGGCGUUUGGCAUGGGUCUUGAUAAGAGUGAUGUCGAAGGGGUGAUCCACUAUAGGUUGCCAGAAAGCCUUGAAGAGUACAUACAGGAAACUGGACGUGCUGGAAGGGAUGGACGGUUAUCACACUGUCACCUUCUUUUUGAUUCAACGACAUUCUAUAAGAUUCGCAGUCUUUCACACAGCGAUGGCAUUGAUGAAUAUGCAAUGAGCAAAUUUCUUAACCAGAUAUUCUCCUCUGGCAACACGAUGGGGUGCAUCUGUUCCUUCCCUAAAGAGUCUACUUCACGCAAGUUUGAUAUAAAAGAAGAGGUGCUUUUAACAGUCCUCACACAGCUGGAAAUUGGUGAGGAGCAGUAUCUCCAUUUACUUCCUCAGUUCAGUGUUACCUGCACGCUGUAUUUUCACAAGACAUCACCGCAACUGCUUGCUGACAAGGAUAUACUACUUAGAUCAAUUCUAAAUAAGUCUGAAAUGAAGGAUGGCAGUUAUGUCUUCGAAGUACCAAGAGUAGCUAAUGAUAUGAGGAUCACAAUGAAUGAAGUGUUUGAUCGUUUGCAAAAGCUAAAGUUUUCAGGAGAACUAUCUUAUGAAUUGAAAGACCCAGCCUACUGUUAUAUGAUCUUAAAAAGGCCAGAUGACUUGAACACUCUUUCAGCAAAUCUCACAAAAUGGCUUUCUGAAGUAGAAAACUCAAAGAUCAGGAAACUAGAUGCUAUGUUUGCUCUGGCGGACUUUGCUGUCAAAGGCUGUAAAAAGACAGAUGGCUGUUCUGGUUCUGAGCACACCCCGUGCAUCCAGAAGAGGAUUAUACACUACUUCAGCAAAAAGGAUGGCACGCCAGAUGAUGAUUACUGUACUCCCCUCCGCAAGAGCAGCACGUUCUUGCAAUCCGAUAUAAAGGUAUUCCUCCAGAGCAAUUCGUUUGCCAAAUUCACCCCGAGGGCCGUCGCGAGGAUUAUGCACGGCAUCUCCAGCCCGGCUUUUCCAGCUGCUACCUGGGCCAAAAACCACUUCUGGGAGCGCUAUAUGGAGGUUGAUUUUCCAGUGGUCAUAGAAGCCGCCAAAGCAGAGCUGGUUAAAUUCGUUGGAAAGGGUGAAUAAUGCUACAAGCAAGCAAUCAGAACCGUCGUCUAAGGUUUUGCCAGGCUGUAGAGUACGUACAUACAUAAGAAUGAAGUUUGAAACCCGGAACCGGAUAGAAAUUUAACCAGAGAAGAGGCGCUUGGAAAAAAAAAGUGUUUGCAGCAGAGGGGACAGCAUCCACGUCGGUGUGAAGUACCUAUGCAGGCAAACCACGCGGGCCUUUCAGUCAAGCUGUCUAUGUAAAAUAGCGGGCCAGCCAGGAUCAAGAGGCUUGAGCAGAAACAUUGUUGUAAAGGAGAUGCGGGACAUUUUCUGAUUAAAGAAACAAAGAGAAACCAGUGAUAUACUAGGUCGACAGAUUAGAGGGUUAAUGUGUUAUGCUUAUAUGUGCUCCCUCCAGUGUCAAAAAACCAGUAAGAAUCUGAUGUAAAACUAACUUGUAAACUUGUGAUUCUAAUAUUUACUUAGCAGCAUCA
Triticum dicoccoides is the source of this 3414-nucleotide messenger RNA. Its product is annotated as ATP-dependent DNA helicase Q-like 5. Gene Ontology annotation, cellular component: cytoplasm; nucleus; chromosome. The record is from RefSeq and is a predicted model, not a curated record. Gene Ontology annotation, molecular function: 3'-5' DNA helicase activity; four-way junction helicase activity; nucleic acid binding. The transcript is spliced from 20 exons. Bases 74 to 2956 code for a protein of 960 amino acids. NCBI's taxonomy places the organism in Eukaryota, Viridiplantae, Streptophyta, Magnoliopsida, Poales, Poaceae. Gene Ontology annotation, biological process: double-strand break repair via homologous recombination.